AUGACCAGCAUUAUUUGUUCCGUGCGGGGCUGUCACAAUAAUUGGAGAAAAAGACGGGCGUCCCUGCAACAAAUGUGUUUUGAACACGGGAAAACCAGGGCUGAAUGUUGUGGGGCAACAUUUAACCUUUAUCCUCCACCAUCCACUGAUGAGGCCCGGCGUAUGUGGCUGAAGGCGCUAAAUCUGAAGAAGCCUCCGAAAAAACCCUACAUUUGUUCCUUUCAUUUUGUGGAUGGCAGACCAUCAGCCCAACACCCAUACCCCGAGAAGUGGUUGGGAUAUGUUCCUCCGGCGAAAAAGGCUCGUCGGAUGCUUGUGAGGCUCCAAGAAACACCCUCAACCAGCUUUGCAAGCCACGAGACGGAUGCGAUGACUGAUGUCAUGAGUGAUGAGAUGACUGAUGGGAUGCCACACCGUGAUGCUUCUACACAGUGGAUCAUGGAACAUCACAACUAUGCUGCUGACCCACUCCAUUGUCCUCACCUCCAUGACCAGGCAACACAGUGUCCCGAACAACAUCAGGUACACACCGAACUUCUCCGGAAUGAUCGGCUGUGUUUACUGUACACUGGGUUGUCACUGGAUGCAUUUCAGGCUUUGGCCGACGAGCUGACAGCAGGAUGCAGCAUCUCUCAGCUACACCCCAAGGAUAAGCUGUUGAUGACCCUGAUGAAGCUCCGACUGAACCUAUUGCAGGACGACCUCGCAGAGAGGUUCAGAGUGUCUCAGUCUGUGGUCAGUAGGGUAAUCUCUCAGUGGCUGGACCUCAUGGAGGAGAAGAUGAGGUGCUGUGUUCCAUGGCUGCCCAGGGAGACGAUCCAGGCAACAAUGCCACAGUGCUUCAAGGAACAUUAUCCAUCAACAACAUGCAUCAUCGACUGUUCUGAGACCCCUCUUCAGAAGGCUCACAAUCUUGACUCAAGAGGCGAGUCUUACAGUCAUUACUAUGGGCAAAAUACCAUAAAGUUCCUCAUAGCUAUUGCACCAUGUGGAUUAAUAAUGUUCAUCUCGCCAGCAUAUGGUGGGAGAUGCAGUGACAAGUUCAUCACAGCCAACUCAGGGUUUCUGGAGUAUCUGCGUCCAGGUGAUGAGGUGAUGGCUGACAGAGGAUUUGUUAUCCAAGAUCUUCUGUUUGAACGUAAAGUCAAGCUCGUCCUGCCAGCUUUCACCAGAAGAGGCCUUCCUUUGUCUGAAGAAGACACCACCAACACGAGGCGCAUAGCCAACGUCCGUGUGCACGUUGAGAGGGUUAUUCGCCGCCUGAAGAACUACAGAAUAGUCUCUCAAACAGUGCCCAUUAACCUCGCCCCGAAAUUUGAUAAAAUUCUUAGAGUCUGUGCAGGUCUAUGUAAUCUUCGUGGGGACAUUAUACAAGAAGAUGAGGAAUAGGAUGUUCAAUGUUUAUAAUGUAUAUAAGUUUAAUCAGUUAAAAUGUUCAAUCAGUUAAAAUGUUGUUUCUAUUGUUCAUUUUUACAAAUCUAUACAAAACUUGAACAUAUUUAGUGUUCAAGUACAAUGUUCUUUCUAUUGUUCAUUUUUACAAAUCUAUACAAAACUUGAACAUAUUUAGUAUUCAAGUACAAUGUUCUUUCUAUUCAUUUUUACAAAUCUAUACAAAACUUGAACAUAUUUAGUAUUCAAGUACAAUGUUGUUUCUAUUGUUCAUUUUUACAAAUCUAUACAAAACUUGAACAUAUUUAGUGUUCAAGUACAAUGUUGUUUCUAUUGUUCAUUUUUACAUAUCUAUACAAAACUUGAACAUAUUUAGUGUUCAAGUACAAUGUUGUUUCUAUUGUUCGUUUUUAUAAAUCCAUACAAAAUUUCAACAUAUGUUGUUCAAGUACUGUAAGUAAAUCCACCAUAACUUUUGUCUGUGUCUACUUUGUUGACAUGAAGCUAACAGCACCUUAUGACACCAUGUACAUGUACAACAACUUCUUCAAAAUGAUCACCUGAGUAUGACUUUUACUGGACUCCCCCUGGACGUAUAAGGCAUGUACAGUUGAAACCAGAAG
This is a messenger RNA of Centropristis striata (black sea bass), 2015 nucleotides long. RefSeq lists its product as uncharacterized. The record is from RefSeq and is a predicted model, not a curated record. The transcript is spliced from 2 exons. Bases 1 to 1389 code for a protein of 462 amino acids. NCBI's taxonomy places the organism in Eukaryota, Metazoa, Chordata, Actinopteri, Perciformes, Serranidae.